Notechis scutatus (mainland tiger snake) is the source of this 3529-nucleotide messenger RNA. The record is from RefSeq and is a predicted model, not a curated record. NCBI's taxonomy places the organism in Eukaryota, Metazoa, Chordata, Lepidosauria, Squamata, Elapidae.
CCUGUAUGGAAGUGGCCUGUAGAACGGCCCUCGGUGGUCUUCGCUUCCCACCCACGUGCGCGUGGAAAGCCCGCGGAGGAAGGAGUGGGCUCCGGCGCUUCGCGUGGUGAAGGAUCGGCUUUACAGAAUUGACGGAGGGAUCACUUUGCUCCUGGUAUCGUCAUUCUACCAAUGGCCAAAGGCACAGAAGAAACAGAAAGGCUACUGAAGAGAAUCCAGGAGCUGGAAGAGACAGUGCAAAGGCUAGAAGGCAGGCUCUUGGAAAACAGAAAAGGCCCAGGCGAGGGGAAUGGCGUCCCAGCAUCAGGAAAGGGGAAGAAACGUCCACAGCGGCCGUUCAAUUUCAGUGCGUAUGGCCAGAGGCAUGUGGCACUCAAGAUUGCCUACCUAGGGUGGGAAUAUCAGGGCUUUGCCAGCCAGGAGAACACCAACAAUACAAUAGAAGAGAAACUGUUUGAAGCUCUGGGAAAAACUCGGUUGGUAGUCAACAGACAGACUUCUAACUAUCAUCGCUGUGGACGUACAGACAAGGGAGUCAGUGCAUUUGGACAAGUGAUCUCUUUGGAUCUCCGGUCAAACCUUUCAGACAAUAAAUCUGGGGUUGUCACAGAAGGUAAAAGUCAUAUUUCAGAGGAGAUCCGCUACACCCAUAUUUUGAAUCAGGUACUUCCUCCUGACAUAAGAGUAUUGGCAUGGGCCCCUGUAGAUCCUAGCUUCAGUGCUAGAUUUAGUUGCCUGAAGAGGACCUAUCGCUAUUUUUUCCCUCAUGCUGAUCUGGAUGUCGCUCUUAUGAAUACAGCAGCUCAAAGAUUUAUAGGGACCCAUGAUUUUCGUAAUCUCUGCAAAAUGGACGUAGCCAAUGGUGUGACCAACUUUCAGAGGACAAUCCUGACUGCAGAAGUGAAGCUUGCAGAUCAAGAAAGGAAAGUGGAAGAACUAAACCCUUUCCAACUGUAUGCAUUUGAAGUAACAGGCCAAGCAUUCCUCUAUCACCAAGUCCGCUGCAUGAUGGCCAUUCUCUUCUUGAUUGGACAAAGGAUGGAAAAGCCAGAGAUUAUUGAUGAACUGUUUGAUAUAGAAACCAAUCCUAGGAAACCACAAUACAGCAUGGCAGUGGAAUUUCCUCUAGUUUUAUAUGAUUGUGAGUUUGAAAACAUCCAGUGGAACUAUGAUCAUCAAGUCCAGGAAUUUAAUGUUACACGCUUUCAGCAGCUUUGGACAAACCACGCCAUUAAAAGUCAGGUGCUUUACAGCAUGUUAUGGGGCCUGGAUUUUGCAAAGAUACCUACAGAGCCAGCUUCAAGCAACAGCACAACAAUACUCUGGAGAGAGGUAUCGCCACCAGUCCACAACCAUAUUAGUGCUUUAAUCGAGGGAGUGAAAGCCCGCAAUUACAAACCAUUAAUGGAUCGGCCCAAAUGUGAAGGUCUAGAAUCUCGUAUCAGUCAUUUUGUGCGCAGAGGACGCAUUGAACAACCAAAUUUGAAAAAAACAAAGCAUUCUGAAAGGGAAUUGGAUGAGCAAAUGGAAACUAAAAGCAGCCCGGUGGAUUCUAUUCAAUUGGACAAGGAAAUUCCAGAACAAACUGCAAAAAGGAUAUGUAUUAGUACAGAUUGAAGUUUCUCGAUGCCAACUGCUAUCUCCAAACAAAUUAUAUUGAAAUUAUCUAUUAGACAUUUAAAGUUACAAUGAUAAUAGUUAGAUUACAUAGACUUACACACAUUUCCGUUUAACCUUCAAAAAAAAUAAAUACUUCAUUAUAUAACUCUGAUGGGAAGAUAUUCAAUUAUUUAAAAAAACCUGAAGUAGAUCCUAAUAUUGGUUCUGCAAUUUUGUUUACAGCUGCAUACGGAAAGUAUCCAAUGCUUAAACAGUUGUAAAUAAUGAUUAUAACAAUUAUAUUUGCCAAAGCAGUAAUUCAGGGAAUAUGGGGGAGCUAGAUAAGUAGGUAAAAUUUCCAAGGGAAUUGUAUUUUAAUAGUUCAGUUUUCUCCAGAAAAUACCAUAGCUAGUUAUGCAACUUUUUCAGUCCUUUACAUUUAUCUCAUAUUUUAAAAAAGCUAUUUUCUGAUCUACUUUAAACAUUUGGUACAUUCAUGAGAAUCAGUCUGGCAUAGAAGGUAUCGGGUUAGAAAUCAGGAGAUUACGAGUUCUAGUUCUUUUUUUGGGCACAAAGCCAACUGGGUAAGUCUUUUUAUCUCAGUCCUAGGAAGGACACAGUGGUAAACUAUUUUUGAAAAACCUUGCUAAAACAGCAGGCUUUGUCCCAGCGUCUCCAAGAAUCAAACAUUAUUAAACAAAAGAAAAUACAUUGUGUGGAAACUCUGGAUAUGAUUACAUUGUCUCCCAUGAAGAUCCUGAGGAUGCCUUCCCUAGAAAUCACAUAUACACUUUAUCAACAGCAUGAUGUAAUCUAAACAAAUUAAGUCCAGUGGGAGCUUUAGUAGAUCACCUGGUUGUCUCAGCUUUACAGAAUGCCAUAUGAAAUAUUAAAAUAUUCACCUGUUUUAAUGUACAACAAUCAAUCAGUGGACAAUGACAUAAAAAGGCAUCUACUAAAUCCUCAAAACAUAAGCUUAGUUCAUACAUUUUGCUAAGUCAGGAUAUGGUUUCUUCUUAGUGGAACAAGUGAAUUCAUUCAUUGUGGAUUGCGAAUUAUGGAAUACAGAGUAGUGCAGGCUCAAUAUGGUACUUAUCCAGUGGUGGGUUUCAAAGAGGUUUACCACCGGUUCAUUGGGCUUGGUUUGAUGGGCACACUUUGCACACGCACAGGGGCUUUCCUACUCGCCUCCUGCAAACCCUGUAUCUUCAACAGCUGACGCGUGGCAAUCUGUGCCGCGCAAAGCAGCUGCGCUUCAAAAGCAGGGAAUAAAGGUCAGUAUGGGAGCCAGAGCAGGCGGGUGGACCCAACAGCAGCUCGUCAUAAUCGGUUUGGUCUCAGCUGAUCUUUGGUGCUACUUGUACGCCAGAAUAGGGCUGAACUGGUAGAAUAGCGUUACUGUGCUUAUCGCAUCUGUAACCAGUUUCUAUGGCUAUACAAUAAUAACAGACUGAAAAAGUUUCCUUUAGAGAUUGUACAAAAUUUAGUUAAAAAUAACCACAGGGAGGGCACAUGCAGCUUAUCGGGAGUGAUCACAUUUACAAUAGCUGGAGUAUUAAAAGGUUGGUUAUGAACUAGGCUGACUUGGGUUGUUCACCGAAGUAGUUAAAUAAAUGGGGAGUUAAUGUAAUUUAUAAACCUAGCCCCAUCAGACAGGUUUUACAUGGGUGAUUAGGCUCAAUAACUAAUUUUCCUAAUACACCCCUGCACCAUUACUUAGUUACACUCACUCAUUCAACACUCAAAAGUGGCUUCUGGUUUCGUGGCUUAGCAUAAUGUGUAAAAUAAUUAUUGUACCCUGAUUUAGCAUUUACAUUUUUACCCAAGCAAGUCAAUAAUGGGUUAUUUAAUAAAUCAAAGUAAACCAUGAUUUAGUGUGUCUAUGACAGGGUGGAUAAAAAUUGAUGGUUUUAAAAAAAUAAAAAAUCAU